AUGGGUGGUUCUGGGUCAAAGAACAUCGGGAAUUUCAAAAGCGUUGCUGUAUCAGAUGCCACAUCUAGCACGCUGGAUCUUUCUGAUCUCAAAAUAAGGACUAGUUCUUGCACGAUUGAAGAAACUUCGCCGAAACUUUGUUCAGACUGCUGCACCGAAGCCGUUGAUCGACCUCCCUCAGCUAAACCAGAAGAUACAGUCGUCUGUGAGUCUGUAGAGCAGGUUUUCGAAAGCGCUGAAGUAGCCGAGUUUAUUCAGAAUGAUGAGCUUGAGGAAGACAACUUGAUAGAGGAGGUGACUCCUAUCCAACUUGAUUCAACCUUGGAGAAUGCUUGUCUGAGUUACAAGCAAGCACGUUUCACUGCUUUCGAAAUACCUUUUCACACUGGGCCCUGCGCUAUCCCGACUGCUGCAGCUCUUCUGGAUCAGCCCUUUCCCGAAUCGCACGUCCACGAGGAUACCGAGACCGAGGUCCCAGUGUGUUCUGGAAUGACCGAGGCUUUGCCAACGCCGAAUCCACCUAGUGUUAGAACACAAACUACUGCGAGCUCUGGGAGGCGUGCUCUCUAUCAGGAUGUUUGCAUGAAAUCCGGACGUCCGUGCCAAAGACAGACACUGUGCAAAAGAUAUCCCCAAAUCUAUGGUAAAGCCCGCGAAAAACUCCUGCCUAUUAUAACCUAUGAUCCGCCUUUUUCUGAAAAAAGUGAUCUGACCCUAACCUACCGUUCGGAAAAGGAGUUUUCACUAAGGACGUUGAACACGGCAAAGGAGCAAAGUGCCAGACCAUCACAAUGGAAGACAGAACGCUUGACCAACGGCACGUGGCUCCACUAUCCAAAUAGAGUAUACUCUCCCCAGAUGGCGCGCCACCGAGCAAUGCCUGGAAAACCGUCAACGAGACUCCUAAAACCCAUCGACAAGUCUCUGUUUCUGGGGAACCAUGUGGCAGCCGAUGAAGCCCUCUCCCAACAGGCAAAAUUCAGAACCGCGCCCCCGAAGAUGUGCUCCAUGCUUCCUCCGUUGAUUAAAUCGGAGGCGAGCACUAUAAAGGGGCGAGCGAGGCCGAUGUACAAGGGAAAAGGGCGACGUGUAACGGGACCGGGGAUCCCUCUUUCCUCACUGUACUCCCGGAGUCGAAGCACUCUUCAUUCUCUCCCUCCCCCAGCCUCCUUCUCUUCACCUCGUGCUGAAAAAUUGCGUGAAAUCGAGGACGGAUUUAGUCUUCUCACUUUGAAUGAAUCCGAUAGUGAAUAG
This is a messenger RNA of Mesocestoides corti, 1254 nucleotides long. The record is from the annotation of a GenBank genome assembly. NCBI's taxonomy places the organism in Eukaryota, Metazoa, Platyhelminthes, Cestoda, Cyclophyllidea, Mesocestoididae.